AUGAAAGCAAUUGUAGUAACCUCGUUGCUAGCAUUUGCUCAGGCGUAUUUGAAGUUGGAUUUCGAGAAAUCACCUAAAGCCUCAAGUGAUUUGGUAAAGAGGGAUGACGAAUAUGUAAAUGUUCCCUUAAAGAACGAUGGCGAUUUGUAUUUGGUGCAACUGGCGGUUGGAACGCCACCUCAAAAUAUCACUGUGCAAUUAGAUACCGGAUCCUCUGACCUAUGGUUUCCAAGUGCUGACAAUCCAUUCUGCAAGGAGAAUAAGAAGUAUGCACCAAAGGGCAAGGAUGUUCAGCCAUUAGACGAUUCAGGAUAUCCAUCAGCAUCUAACCAGGUUCCAAAAUCAUCGAGGACUUUGAAUUGUAAGAAAUAUGGCGUGUUUAACUCCAGUGAAUCAUCCACGUUUAAGCGUAAUGAUUCGGAAUUCCUACUUUCCUAUGCUGAUAUGUCCUUUGCUACUGGUAAUUGGGGGUCCGAUGUAGUCAGUUUCAAUGAGUUAAAUAUUAGCAAUGUGAACUUUGCCUUGGGGAGCUUUGCCAACUCUUCGAAUGGUGUUCUUGGUGUAGGAUUACCAGAUGUCGAAUCAACAUACGAUGGUCCUUAUGCUGGUAGCAGGAAAAACAUCAGCGAUUCACAUCAAUAUGCUAAUUUCCCAAUUACCUUAAAGCAGAACGGAGUAAUUGAUAAGAUUGCAUAUUCUUUAUACUUGAACAGCAGCAAAUCUAAGUUUGGUUCUGUUUUAUUUGGAGCUGUGGACCAUAACCGUUAUAACGGUCCACUAUAUACGCUCCCACUGGCCAAUUCUUUGUUCCAGAACUUCACAGACCCUUUCCAAUUAGAGAUCACAAUGAAUGGGUUGGGAUUACAGGGUAAUGAUGCAAAUAUUACUUUGUAUGACAAAAAAUCUGCAGCUUUACUUGAUUCUGGUACUACUUUAACGGUUGUGUCAAAACAUAUUGGGGAUUUAAUUGCAGCACAGGUUAAUGGUACCAUUGCUGGCAAAGACCAAUGCAUUAGACUACCAAAAUGUCCAAGCAAAAAGGAAAAUAAGAAGCUGAUCUUUAACUUUAGCGGCGCAGAGGUUGCUGUCGAUAUAAACCAAAUGAUGAAUAAACAUAAGGGCAAAUGCUACUUGCAGUUUGCAGUUCAUGAGGAUACAAGUAAUGAUGCCAUAAUUUUCGGUGAUAACUUCUUAAGAAGCGUGUACCUAGUCUAUAAUCUCGAGGACAAAGAGAUAUCUAUUGCUCCUGCCAACUUUAACUCAUCGUUACCGGAGAACAUUGAACCAAUAAAAAGUACAGUACCAAGCGCAAUCAGAGCGCCACAGUACUACAAUACAUAUUCAGAACAUGCUACUGCUACUGCUGUUACUGGAGACAUAUUCGCGCCAGAAGCUACAAUGUCCAUGGCACCGAUCAAUAAGACAAAUGGCUCAUCAAAUCGAACUCUAAACUCAUCGCGUUUUGACCUUCAAAAAAGAGUUUAUUCAAACCAGGCAUCCUUGAAAAAUUCAUCACUAAUUGCGUUCUUUCUAGCAUCUCUCUUUGCACUAGCUUUAUGA
Molecule: messenger RNA, 1560 nt
Organism: Nakaseomyces glabratus
Lineage: Eukaryota; Fungi; Ascomycota; Saccharomycetes; Saccharomycetales; Saccharomycetaceae
Gene: YPS8
Product: pepsin-like aspartic protease
Biological process (GO): proteolysis
Molecular function (GO): aspartic-type endopeptidase activity
Source: RefSeq, a predicted model, not a curated record